Fragaria vesca subsp. vesca is the source of this 2070-nucleotide messenger RNA. RefSeq names its product F-box/kelch-repeat protein At1g57790-like. The record is from RefSeq and is a predicted model, not a curated record. Gene Ontology annotation, molecular function: protein binding. Lineage: Eukaryota; Viridiplantae; Streptophyta; Magnoliopsida; Rosales; Rosaceae. The transcript is spliced from 2 exons. The coding region runs from base 159 to 992 and encodes 277 amino acids.
CCCUCUUCAUCAUUUUCUCAGAGCCCUCUUGCCGUCUUCGAUCUACCUUCUCGCUUCAUCACUCCCUACUGUUCCGAUCAAUCUUGCAUCUUAGGCCUGAAAGCUGUGGAUCCAUCUCACAGAGCUAACUGGAAGGGACAGACAACGGGCAGAGCAAAAUGUAUUCUUUUAUUUCCUCAUUGACUAGUCACUUUAGACAAAUGGAGGUGAUUACCGAAACUCUAGUCAUUUGCGCUUGCCUGGUAUUUGGUGGUGUGGUGAUUAAAAGAAAACUCCAUCGCAAACCUUGGGAGACACUACCUGACGAUGUCAUGGAGAUUAUUCUUCCUCACCUGUGCGUACGUGAUCGCAUACGCUUAAGCAUUGUUUGCAAACCAUGGAGCUCAGUUUCUAUGCGCUCAGACAUCCCUAGUGCUCCUCGACUCCCCUGGUUAAUACUCCCUCAAUCAUCCCCUAACUACUUGAGCUAUUUCGAGCUUUCUGAAGGCAAAAGUGGCCGGUUGGAACUGCCUGAACCUGUUCCAGGAGGUUGGUUUCAAGGAUCAUCAAAAGGUUGGAUGAUCAUGGUCAUGGAAAAGGAUCUGGAUUCUACUAUGUUUCUUGUGAAUCCAAUAUCAGGAGCGCAGCAGCAACUUCCACCUUUGAGCACGGCUCCAUGUUUCCAGAAGGAAGUAGAAACGGCCAGAUGGAAACGCUAUGGUGCUUCUGCUUUCUGCUUUAGCGUUGUGCUAUCUACCUCAGAUAUCACUUCUCAUCAAUUUAUGGUUGCAGCAACUUUUGGAGAGACUGAUAGACUGUGUUUGUAUAAACCGGGAGACAGAAAGUGGACUAUCUUGGAGGUCUUAGAUGCAAAUGAGUGCAUUACAGAUUUAUUGUUCUCUUCUGGCAAGCUAUAUGCCUUGGUUAUUAGUCAUAAUAAGAAUGGUGUCAUUUCAUCUCCUCGCAACUUAAAAUUUGGAGAUCAUGCAGUCGAACUAUGCCUUGGUUAUUAGUCAUAAUAAGAAUGGUGUCAUUUCAUCUCCUCGCAACUUAAAAUUUGGAGAUCAUGCAGUCGAACUGAAGCUGGUCUAUGACAAAAUACCAAGAAACAAUGACAGCUUUGAAGAAUAUGAUGACUAUCUAGUCCACCUAAAAGGGGCAACAGACUCACAUUUGGUAGAGUCAAACUACUGAUGAUGAAAUAUUUUUGGUCCAUCAAGUCCAAGAUAGAUUUGCAAAAUGGUAUGACGACAAUCAUGAGGAUGAUGCUGGCGGCAAUGGGGAGGAAGAGGAUGUUGAAGGUCGAGAUAAUGGUAAUCAUGAAGGCGCUAAUGAAGAAGACAACAUGGAAGGUAAUGAGGAUGGAGGUGAAGAGGUGAAUGAUAUUAGCUCAAAAAUCAUUACCGUUGAUGAAGAUGAUCAUGACCUUAAUUCAUAUUUGAGGACAAGUGAUUUUAAUGUAUACAAGCUUCAUCCAGAGAAAAGGAAGAUUGCUGGUGUAAGACGCUUGGGGGAUCAGCUGUUAUUUUUGUCAAGUGCAGGUGCAUUGUCCCUUCCUGCAACAGAUAUCAACAACCUAAAAGGAAAUUGCAUUUAUUUUGCAACUAAUAAUACCUUGAGUUUACAUCUGCGAACAUUUACAAGUCGAGAGAUUGGUGUAUUCAGCUUUGAUGGGAGAAAAAUUAAGCGUUCUUUCCCGAGCGUUCAUGUAUCAGUACGUUCUCGACUUAGUUGGUUUACUCCAAAUUUGUAGAUUUUCUUGUAUAUUAGCUUAAGAAUCUGUUUUCUAGAUGCAAUAAUCGUAAUGUAGCUCAUUACUGCUUUGGAGUUUUAGGUGGUGUUUCAUCAGGGGUUCCCUCUGUUGAACUGUUGUAUAAUACUACCAUAUCAUCAAUAAAGUUGUCAUUAUUAGAGAGAGUGACCAAGAGAGGGUGAGAUGAUAAUCGUCAUCUAAUCUUUUGUAAAUUUCUUUACUUCAACUGAAAUUUUUAGUGGUUCGGCCAAAUUUCACUCCUUUGUCAUGUGCUCCUUUUGCAUGAUUGGGGACUGAUUUGUAUUGUUUGUUGAUUCCUAUUAUAUACGAGGAUUUGA